Molecule: messenger RNA, 525 nt
Organism: Rodentolepis nana
Lineage: Eukaryota; Metazoa; Platyhelminthes; Cestoda; Cyclophyllidea; Hymenolepididae
Source: the annotation of a GenBank genome assembly
AUGUUCUACUUGCAACCGCGUCUAGCCAUGCCGAACAUCAAGCAUAUGAAGUUGAAGAGGGCGAAGAAUUGCAGUGACAAUGACAGCGAUAAUGUGGACUAUGAUGAUCAAAGCUUCACUGCAGCUGAAAUUGAAACGGAGCGGAUUAGUAAAGUACUCGAAGGAAGACGUAUCAUGUUGAUUGGUCUGAGUGCACUCUUCCUUACCAUGUCUAUUAGCAAAUUCCUCUACGGAAUAGCGAGCGGCUUUCAAAAACCCACCUGCAUGAUUCUACUUUUUAGUGCCAUGGCUCUUAACGCCUUCCAGUUCUUUGGGCCACUCAUUCGAGCGCUUCUUUCUGGUUUGGUCUCUUGUGAAGUUCAAGGUCGUCUAUACGCUCUUAUUGGUUUUGGUGAUUCACUUGGAACCUUCAUUGGUAUGACUUCACUUCCAGUAUUAUACGCUUCAACAAUUUUCAUGAAUGCCGGCUUCGUUUUCCACAUGGCAGCUCUUGUACUUGGUGUCGCGUUCAUUCUAAACGGGUAA